Messenger RNA from Micropterus salmoides (largemouth bass), 5223 nucleotides. RefSeq names its product interleukin 13 receptor, alpha 2 (gene il13ra2). Gene Ontology annotation, biological process: cytokine-mediated signaling pathway. The transcript is spliced from 9 exons. Gene Ontology annotation, cellular component: external side of plasma membrane. NCBI's taxonomy places the organism in Eukaryota, Metazoa, Chordata, Actinopteri, Centrarchiformes, Centrarchidae. The record is from RefSeq and is a predicted model, not a curated record. Gene Ontology annotation, molecular function: protein binding; cytokine receptor activity. The coding region runs from base 312 to 1352 and encodes 346 amino acids.
GAAGCGAGAAUUUCGGCCGAAUCUUUUAGCACAACCACAUCGUCUUGUUAGGGCAAGAGCCAACACGAAAUGAAAAGUGUAAAGUCACACAAAUCGUUUUCUUCACUAGAAUCAUACGGUUCCGGAAAAAAAACACAACUGAGACACUUUUAAAGCCUGCGUUAUUGCCAUCCCCCACCGCAUAAACACACACAAACACACACACACACACACACACACCCCGCUGCGUCAGUCUCAUAAACUCGCCUGAGCCUCCCUCAGAAGGAAACGCUCACUCACAUUCACUCUUUGUUCUACGCGUGUAUUAACUGAUGGCGAUAAAAUCUUGGCUGGCUCAACAAGCGACAUUGAUGCUGCUCUUAAUGACCUGGAGGGAGAGCGUGCAUUGCAAUGGAUUUACAGUGGAUCCUCCUGAGGACCUUGUGAUACUAGACCCCGGACAUCUUGGACAAUUGGAGAUUACAUGGAGCCCCCCAGCCAGCUUGAUUAAUAUGACAGAGUGCCCAAAACUGUAUCAACUGGAGUACUUCAACACAUACAGUGACAGUUGGAAUGCUGUCAGGAUGAAUAGGAGGACGUACAGUGUCCAAUUUGAUCUGAUGAAAGAUGUUAGGGUGAGAGUGUACACCUUGCUGAGUGGACCCUGCACCAACGGCACUAUGACCAAGAGCGCAAGAUACACCGAACUGAUCCAGAAACCUCCCAGCACAGGUGUUGUGGGUACCGCAGUCCAGGAUUUUGUCUGUGUGUAUCAUAACAUGAAGUACAUGGAGUGCAGUUGGGGAAAAGGCCCAGAGACCCCUGCCAACUCACAGCAAAGUCUAUAUUUCUGGCACAAGAAAAUGGAACAGGCAGAAGAAUGUCCGAAAUACGUGUUAUCGAGUGGAGUCAGGAGUGGCUGCAACUUCACAGGGAUGUCUUUCCCCGAUUUCACUGAUAUCAGCUUCUGUGUAAAUGGUUCCUCUCCCGAAGGGCCCCUGAAACCAACAUACAUCUCCCUGCAAAUCCAAAACCACGUGAAGCCUGACACUACAGAGAAGCUGCAUCUGCAAACAGGUCCAGACACGCAGCUGGAACUACACUGGGACAAUCCUGUUGGCAGUGUUCCUGGACACUGCCUAGAAUGGGAGGUGGAACACAAUCAAGAGGGACCUGAUGGAAAAAUUGCAUUGGAGCCGAUUUUAACCAAACAGACCAGCCUAACUUUGUCUUCCAUCGGUGACAAUGAGAGACAUUGCUUCAGGGUUCGGUCCAAACUGCAUAAAUAUUGUGCCGAUAAAAGUUUUUGGAGUGAGUGGAGUCCUCCGACAUGCCGCCCAGCCACAUCAACAAGUCCUUGUGAGUCACGUUAACUCUGGAAGACGCCGAUGUUGUCAUCAAAUAGUAGGUUUAAUUUUCAUAUUACUUUAUGAUAUUGCAAAACAUAAAUUGCAUGUUUUCAUGUUUUCACGGUCAUGUCAAUUUUAAUUUGAGUUUAAUUUCUUCCAUACCAUUUUUAGAGCUAAAGAGGGUUUUGUAGGUUUUUAUGUAAUAAUCCAUUAAGAUUUUUACUGAGAGCGAUAGAAAAUACAUAUAAUCUGACAAUAAAUGCUGUUUUGUGGACAUCUUAUUCUAAUGUGUUACAUUAGAAUGAGACAGCAUAUUAGACAGCAUUAAAACAUCAUUGUCUGUUUCAAACAAACCAAAAUCACUAUAUGUACUAAAUUUCUAAUUUGUCCUUUUUUUUAACAGUCACAGAUGUUUCCAUGGUCUGGUCCUUUGGAGGGAAGGAUUAAGCUUCAUCUUGAAUUUAGGCUUCAGAAAGUACUGGCAACAUCCUGAACAAUUUGGAGAUGUGAUAAUAAUAAUAAUAGAAGGCUGUUCCAAUUGCACUUUCUGUCAGUUUAUUUGGGGUAAUUUGAUUGAUUUCAAGUCUCUGUUUGUACAUAUUACAGACAACAUCAACCAAAUUGAUAAGCACCCUAAUGCUUCUUCUAAGGAGUCUUGUAGACUCUCUCUCUAUGUAAAUCUAGUUUAAAAAUCUUUAUUAUUUAAGUUUAUGUUGAAUGUACAUUAUUCACAGAUGUACCAUAACAAGCACAAAUGGCUCUUAUGAGAGGGAUGUAACUUUUCAACAACCGUCAAGGUAGAAGUAUUCUUUGAAUGUUUAGUUUACAAAAGUGUAGAAAUACAACCUGAACGGUACAGUUACUGAAGUUAAUUGAGGUAACACUGACUGCGGCACUUUAAUAGCACAGGAGAUAAUCAUGUCUUUAUUGCACCACUGGUAGAUCAUACUAUCUGGAUGUCUUAUCAGUAUCCUUGUGUCUACACUUUUCAGGUAUAGAGUGGGGGUUAUCCACAGCAAGGACUGCAGGGCACAGCUCCUUAAUUUGUGUGAGAAAAAAGGGGCCAAUAGAAUGAUUGAACUGCCUAAAAACCUUUGGAAGGGGAGGUUGCUAACGCUAGUUGCUAACGCUAGCCCUAACAAAAAAUGCUAACGCUAUCUAGCUAAGGCUACAUGAAAUGCUACAAAACACUACCUAAAAGGCUAAAAAUAAACACUACAAAACACAAAAAAUCCAAAAAUCUUUGCUAACAGUAGUUAGCUAACGCUAAUAAUACUAUAAAAAACAAAAACUGAUAUUCGGUUUUUGUUUCACAAGGCAACCGAACUCCAGUCACCUGGGUGAGGGUCGCCUAAUCAUCUAACCAUCCUCUCUACCCACCACCUACAAAUAAUGAAAGCAGAGCAAAUCCAACAAAACCCUUGUUAAAAACAUCCCUCAACAAUAAAUAAAAUUCAAAUUGUAUUCUUAUACCAGAACAAAGCUUGUUCUCCUUUCAAAACAGAAAAAAAUAUAUACAGUACAAUCCACUAUACUAUCUCCACUGACUUAUGGAGAUAUCCUGUAUGUUUGUGCGGCUGUACCGAGCUGCGGAACCCAUAGGCAGCUAUAUGUGUCCUGAAAUACAGGAAAAAUGGUGAGACAGAGACGUGCUGUUUCUUUGCUGAAAUCUCUGCAGUUAUUUAUUAAUGUACAUUUCCUUUAUACCAUCAGAAUCGUCUUUGUUUCAAUUUACCAGUAUUUGUCAGUACUGUACAUGUCUUCUCUUCCUUGACACAUUGUUCAUGUCCUUAACAUAACAUACAAUAAAAUUUGAAACCCAAAAAUAUACUCAUUUUACAUCCUCCAUUUCCAUUCAUACAUUCAUCUGUCCAAAUACUUUUGGCUGUUACUGCAGUGCAACAGACGUGAGAUAUGACUCGCUGACAGUAUAACUGUAUUCAUCACUAAACAUAUAAAUAUGUGUACAAUUAAAGCAUUUUCAAUACAGUUUUACAAAUAACACAAUUUCAGAAUAUUACAACAUGCUACAUAGUUUAUGGAGCUAGCCAGUAUUACUCUAACCCAAAAUAGUGAAGACGUGUGGCCCAAGCUAGCAUCUUACAUGCUCAUUAACCAUAUCUCCAAAACCUGGUCAUUUUACUUUUGUACUUGCACUCAACUUAUCUCUCAGCCUUAGCUAACAAACUACAGCAAUUUAUGUGAUGUUUUAACACAUUACCGAAAUACAGGAAAAAUGUUGAGACAGAGGGACGUGGCCAUGCGCUCUUGAUCAUGGUCCCCGAAGGUAAAGCAGUCUCACACUGCCGGUAGGCUGCUACAGCAGGCCAACCAUUCACACUUUUAAGCCAUUUUACUUAUUUUUCUGCACAUAAAAUCCUCUUCAAAUAAAGGAAAUAAAAUACAGAUAUCAUCUUAGAUGAUUUUACACCAUAAAAUCAAAUACUACAAAUGUGAUCACACUCUUGUGAGCAUCACACUUCCACUACCACUGGAUGUCAAUUGAUUUAUUAUAAUUAGGGUGAUCAGAUGAGAAUGAAUGAAAUUUGUGUGUGUGUGUGUGUGUGUGUGUGUUGGAGGGGCUACCGGUACAUUCAGUGUCAAUGAAUAUUAACACGUGAAAAUCAAAACACAACGCUAACAACUAUGGAUAUGCAACAGUGUCACAUCUGUCAGAUCCCUGUCCACAAACCAAACAAAAAGGGGAAAAGAGCACAAGUGCUACUUUGUGGCUAUAACAACGCUAUUGACACAAUGUAGAGAUAACCUGCAACCAAUGCUGGAGCAAGAGAACUACACAACGAUCAGUAUUUGAUGUUUAAUUAGGCUAUAAAUCAACCUAAUUCUACUCAAGACUGCUAUCACACUUUUUCAUGAGUUAGGUGAAAAGUGAAGUUAGAAACAAUCAACACCCACACUCAGGGACUUUAAUGUUCAUCUUGUUGAUUUUUUAGCUUGUGUCUAUGUGUGUGUGAAUGUGUAAUGUUGAAUAAAUGUAAUUUAUUCUCAAGUCUCUUGUAAAAUGGAAUCUUAGCUAAACAAAGCAUAAUAAAAUGUACUAAUGUAAUCUUUUUGGUUAAAUUCAGUGAAUAUUUCCUCAUGGUUUACUAGCUCUCCGUUUUGUGUGUGCUCUGAAAAAACAUCUGGUUUUCCCACCCUGCACUGCCUCUGUAAAUGGUAAACAAAGAAAGUGGUGUGGACCUUCCCCACAACAUUGUUCCAGCCAGUCAGCAACAGGUGGCAUUAGUGCUUGUGUACAGGAGGGAUGGGGUGGAGGGGGCCAUGGGAGAGAGAGUUCUAUACACAGACACACUUAAGCAUGCUGGACAGCCAAAGAGGAAAAGGCCUGAAGAGUAUAAACAGUAAACAAAGUUAUAUGACCAGGCAAGAGUGAAGGCGUUUCAACGCUGGAGAAACCUCAGAGAUUUAAAAUUUGGGGGACGGGGCUUCUGAAGGAGGACUGAAGGGAGGGGUGUGUUUGUUAGUUGAGUUCAAAUAUCAACAAUCCUUCUGCAGAAACACUUACUCUCCCUUUAAUCUGCAGUGCAGUCUGCAAAUAUUUCUGCUUUUAAAACACCCACAUCGACAUUUGUACAUCCAUGUCCAGGUGAACAAUUUAUACUGUAUAUCUGUAUAUCUGCUUAGUCCCCUUCAACUUUGGAUGCUGAAAGAGGGCUCAAAGAAAGAGGAUGUGAAAGUCAUCAGUCUACCCUCUAAAGAUGUCAAACAAAAAAUGCUGUAAUACAGCACUAACAUAACAAAAAUGUGUUGAAAUCAUUUCUGCUUUGUUUGGACAUUAUUUAUGUAGAUUGUAGUUAACAUGUCUUUGUAAGAUUAAUUAUUAGGAUAGAUGAUAUGGAUAUGUAAACAAACUGUAAGCAAAUCCUACCUCAUG